Lentinula edodes (shiitake mushroom) is the source of this 1560-nucleotide messenger RNA. RefSeq lists its product as uncharacterized. Lineage: Eukaryota; Fungi; Basidiomycota; Agaricomycetes; Agaricales; Omphalotaceae. The record is from RefSeq and is a predicted model, not a curated record. The transcript has 6 exons. The coding region runs from base 4 to 1257 and encodes 417 amino acids.
CUAAUGUCGGAACCUCUCGACCAACAAUUACCUUCAUAUUCUCCAUCGCGUUCUCCUCCCUCUUACUCGCCACAUAGUCGCGACGGGGAGGAGACACUUGCUCAAACUUGUCGUUUUCAUUCAUCGUCGCAUGCGACAGGGACGUUCACAAAGCACCACGGCGAUGUUACUGUCGUUCUCUCAGAACAGGACGAAGACGUAGAUGUUCCGUCGUAUGGUCGUCACGGGCUUCUCGCCGGAAGUAUUAUACUCGACUCUUCAUUAAAAAUAGAAGAUAUUGUGGCAGUUGUUCUCAAAGUUGAGGGAAGGAUCAAGCUUAACAUAUCGGGUGCCAAUGCAGCGUCAAAAACCGUUAAAACUGUCGACGAGCAAUACGAACUGUGGUCUUGCCAAACUCCUAAUUCAAGCAUCUCUUCUACCUGCCCCAGAUUGAUUCCUUUCUCGACAAUCUUGCCUCCAACUUUCAAAGACGGAAAUCACGAAUAUCCUUUACCACCUUCAUAUGAGGUAAACUUCACAGGCAUUCCCGGCCUGUAUGCUAAAUGCACAUACACCAUCCGUGCGAUUGUAAAAACGCAUGGGUCGUUCUGGGACCACAAGCAAACGGUUUCCACGCCGUUUAUAUACCGACCACGAAAGCGGCCUCCUCAACCUACUGUAGCGUCGGAAUUCUUCUCGUCGAUUAAGGUGUCGCCUGAGGAGUGGUUCCAAACCACGUCUGUGCUCCAAGCGAGACCGAGUACCAAACUCGAGCCUAUAAACGUUAGCAUAUUCCUCCCUGCUGUGCGAAGUUUUGGGCUCCGAGAUACCAUUCCAUAUCAUAUCCAACUUAGUGGACCGAUAUCAUCCCUCAAAAAAUUCUACUCCUGCGUGCAGUAUGAGCCCGAGCCCCCUUCUCCACGUAGUCAGUCGACCUUGACAAUGAGCGUUUCACUUUGUCGACAGGUGCGGGUAGAAGUGAAAGGUCAGGCGGUAUGGAAGAGCUCCAUCAUCGGGAGCGGCACACUCACUGCACUGCCUCCUUCCGUUGAGCUUGACCCACGUCUUAGCCACUCGGCGCAUGAGAUGGCUCUUGAUUGGGAGGGUGAAAUACGAUGCCGCGAUGAUAUUCGUGUAGGACACUUCGAUGCGGGUAAAAUCGCGAUGUCGGACUUUUUGGUGUUUUCAGUCGUCCCGAAGCCCACCAUGGGAGCAUUCAACUCUCUCCGAAUGAUAGUACCCAUUUUGCUCGUCACUGAUACCUGGGUCGAGCAUUAGCCUAUCAUUGAUUGCCCCGUCUCUCUUUCUCCUAGUGCUCUUCAUCGCUUAACUUAGCUCCUACUUUUCGCAGAGUUUUCGUUCGGUUUCUUCCCCAUCCAUUUAUCUCACAAAUAUCGAGACUUGCUUAUUCUGAUAACCUGUCGGAUCAAAAUUUGGCAGCAACGCUUGCCGUCUAUCUCGAAGUACUUAUUUUUCAUUGUUUCACAUACCAUGGUACAGCUCUACAGUUUAUGCUGAUACUAAUACGAAACAUAAUUGUCUACCAAGUUUACUCAAUAUUUAUCCUGGCUAUGAAUCGUC